Molecule: messenger RNA, 5783 nt
Organism: Anolis carolinensis (green anole)
Lineage: Eukaryota; Metazoa; Chordata; Lepidosauria; Squamata; Anolidae
Gene: rxfp3
Product: relaxin family peptide receptor 3
Exons: 1
Coding region: 891-2243 (450 amino acids)
Biological process (GO): G protein-coupled receptor signaling pathway; cell chemotaxis; positive regulation of cytosolic calcium ion concentration
Cellular component (GO): external side of plasma membrane; membrane
Molecular function (GO): C-C chemokine receptor activity; C-C chemokine binding
Source: RefSeq, a predicted model, not a curated record
GGUGCCCCAAAGAUGCCUUCCUUUGCGUUCAAUCCCAGCUAUGCAGAGUGUAAAAUCAAUGUAGAUUUGACAGGCGUUCUUGGAUAGAGUGAAGCCAUAAACUCUGCGGAGAAGAGGAAUUUGGGAAGGAGAGGAAGACAUAAAGGUAUUUUUUAAUCUAAUGGGAAAAUGAAAGAAGGAGGUGAGGUGGGCGCUGCUGUGGAGGCGAAGGGAGGCGAGAGGGGCGGGCGUGGUCUCCGGGGUCCAGGUGGCUGGAUUUCAGCACCAGGGAGAGCUCCCGGGGGCGUCGCUGCGCACGCACCUUCCAGGCUGGAGCGAGAGAGAAAGACUGAGAGCCAGGCAGGAGUCUUUCGCCGCCGGAGGGAAAAGCAGAGAGGACUUGGGCGCUGUAGCUACAGGCGGCUCAGAAGUAUCCAGAGAGACAUUCCCAGACUUCGGCGGACGACUCCAGAACGGGAGCGACACCUUCCAUUUCUGAGCUGCUUUUGCACCUGCUUCUGCAGCCACCUCCGAAAGGAUUUGCUGUCAGAUUCACCGAAGUGUCGCGUCAUUUUCCUUGGGAUACUUUUUCCCCAGUCAGCAUUGAUUUCUCUCUCUCUUUCUCUCUCUCCACUCUUGUGCAUUCGACACAGAAGCAACUAUGAAGAUGAAUCUCUGCCCUCCUUUAACUUGAAAGCUUCCUGGUGAUGGACUUUUGCAAUACGCUUUGGAUCUCCAGCCUUAACCCCCAGAAAAGGUCUCCUCGCUUUUGGAGGCGCUUCUUUUUGGCUCCAGGGAAAUUUGGGGGAGAGAACUGAAAAAGCCCCUCCCUUUUUGGUCUCCCGGUUGUGGGAGCUUUAUAAAAAGUGUGGUUGGGGCAGGACUGAAGGCUGAAGUCUCCCUUCUCUGGGAUGGAUGCCCUCUGUGAAUACAGCUACUGCUCCCUGGCAGCCAGCAUAAAGGAAACAAGGAUGGGGGAACUCUUGGAUUCCCUUCCCAGCCUUGUGGAGGAAAGGCUGCUGGACAAUGGAACCAACGAAUCCCUGCAAGAGUUCUGGAGGAACCUGGUCAACUUGGAGAAGAGCGAGGGGCUGCAAGGGAGCGCCUCUGUGGUCCUGCGGAUCUUCAUCUCCAUCGUCUACUCCGUGGUGUGUGCCCUUGGUCUGGUGGGCAACAUCCUGGUGCUCUACUUGAUGAAGAGCAAAUGGAAAAAGUCCUCCAUCAACCUCUUUGUGACCUGCCUGGCCCUGACUGAUUUCCAGUUUGUGCUGACCCUCCCUUUCUGGGCUGUGGAGAAUGCUCUGGAUUACACCUGGCUCUUUGGCAAUGCCAUGUGCAAGAUCCUCUCUUAUGUGACAGCCAUGAACAUGUACGCCAGCGUCUUCUUCCUCACUGCCAUGAGCAUUGCCCGCUACCAUGCUGUGGCCUCUGCCCUGAAAACCAGAAGGCAAAAUGGGCUCUCGGGUGCCUGCUCUCCAGCCAAAUGGCUAUGCGCUCUCAUAUGGAUCUUGGCCAUUCUAGCUUCCUUGCCCACUGGUAUCUUUUCCACCACUACUACAAUCCUUGGUGAGGAAUUCUGCCUCAUCCGUAUUCCUGAUAGUGAAGGCAACAAUACCUGGCUGGGGAUCUACCAAACCCAGAAGGUGUUACUGGGGUUUCUGUUGCCAUUGGGCAUCAUCACUCUCUGUUAUCUCUUGUUGGUGCGCUUCAUCAGUGACAGGCACGUGGGUGCUAGUUCUUGUGGCCCGAGCACUAAGCGUCGGACCAAGGUGACCAAAUCAGUGACUAUCGUGGUGCUGUCAUUCUUCCUCUGCUGGCUGCCCAACCAAGCGCUCACCACGUGGGGCAUUUUCAUCAAGCUCAACAUCCUGCAGUUCAGUCAUGCUUACUUUCUGUCUCAGGCAUACUUCUUCCCUAUCACCGUGUGUCUGGCGCACUCCAACAGCUGCCUCAACCCCAUCUUCUACUGUCUGAUGCGCAGGGAGUUCCGCAAAGCCCUCAAGAAACUGCUCUGGAGGAUCACUUCGCCCUCCAUCACUACUAUGCGUCCUUUCACGGCCACCACUAAGCCCGAGCAGGAGGAACAAGUACUGCAUAGCUUGAUGCCCGCUAAUCCAGCAAAUAUUUCUGUUCCUUCUCCCCACCCUCCUCCAGGCAUUGCAGUAACUUUACCUGAUAUUGUCUCAUAUCCUCCUGGGGUGGUGGUGUACAGUAGCCGCUCUGAUGCCUUGCCCACCAGCACCUCUGCUGAGCAGCACUGUUAAGCUUCACCAUAUAGGAAGGCUACAACCGGUUCCUGGCCCCAGGGUCUAAAGCAACUGGGGGAUAAUUGUGCUGGAGAUAUUUACCUGGAACCAACCUUCCCCUGUCUUGGAGAUGUGGGAGUAAUGAAACUGCUAUGGGAAUGUCCCACCCCUCAGAGAGGAAAAAGGAAGGGAACGAUUUGUUUAGGACUUUUCCAUUAACCAGAAUGAAAAUGCCCCAUAGCAUUUAUGUAUGGCACUAAGAACGGUGGGGACCUAUGGCACUAAUGAAUCUCUAAUGUGACCACAUUUGGAAAAGUAUGUACAGUUGUAACAGAAUUGGAAAGAAGGUGAAAGAAAAGGAAGCCAAAAUGAUCAAGGGGAUACAGGGUGUCUUCUAAGAAGAAAGGUUUAUGGAUUUUUAAGCAGUUUGUGUUUUUAUCAGGGGGUUACUAUUGUUGAAAAGCAUAGUGAUUUAGCUAUCUUAAGAAAGUGAAUUUUUGAUCUACUCCAGAGGGAAAAAAAGUCUCUGAAUUCUAUUGGUACUUCCAACUGAAGUAGAUUUGUUGAAUCAAUGGGGUUUUCCUAAAUCUUGACUCACCAUUUAACAAAUCAUUAAAUGGGCAUACAUUAGGUAGUGCCAAAUUAGGAAUCAGGCCAAAUAAUAAUUCUUCAGAUCAGGUAUAUGCCAGGUAGUUUUGCUGGCACACCAAAAUUGGCAUUAUAGUUGAUCAUCCACAUUUGCAGGUUUAACAUUUGCGUAUUUGAUUAUCUGCAGGUUUGAUUAGCAUGGUUUCCUUAGGAAUCUCUAGGUCUUCCAUUGUGACUCUGUGUUCAGUGCCUGCUGGAAGUUGACCAUAGGGUUUUGCUGGAGCACUUAAAGAUUCCCAUGGAGAACACUUCUCCAGGAAUCUCUAGGUUCUCCAGCACAAUUGUAUGAUUAACGUCUGGUGAAAAUAGAUCAUAGAGUUACACUGAAGGACUUAAAGAUUCCUAAAGAGGUGAUCUCUCAGGUAAAAAGAAAGAGUGGGGAGCGGGUUGCUUGUGUUUACCCUCUUUUAUAGAGUCCAGUGAAUAUGGAGGAUCUAUUGUACUCUUGUCCACUUCCCCAUCAGUGAAGUAGGAAUUCAUAGCUGGAUUGAACUGGAAUUUUCUCAUCCUGUUGAGGCUUAUAGGGUUCAGUUCAAGAGGAAAAAGAGAACAUGUUUAUUAUUGACUGUGUCUGAAUCACCUGUAUUCUCAGAUUUAUGGGAGAAAUAUUUAAUUUUACUCCAUGCUUUUAUAUCCCAUAUUAGGAUAUGUGCUCAUCCAAAGGAUGGUGACCAAGAUGGUAAAUGGUCUGGAAACCAAGCCCUAUGGGUUAGAAUGCUGGGCAUAUAGUUUUGGAGAAGAGAAGGGUUAGCAGUGACAUGCUAGUACAGUAGAGUCUCACUUAUCCAACAUUCUGGAUUAUCCAACGCAUUUUUGUAGUCAAUGUUUUCAAUACAUCGUGAUAUUUUGGUGCUAAAUUCGUAAAUACAGUAAUUACUACAUAGCAUUACUGUGUAUUGAACUACUUUUUCUGUGAAAUUUGUUGUAUAACAUAAUGUUUUGGUGCCUAAUUUGUAAAAUCAUAACCUAAUUUGAUGUUUAAUAAGCUUUUCCUUAAUCUCUCCUUAUUAUCCAAACAUAUUCGCUUAUCCAAAGUUCUGCUGGCCCGUUUACGUUGGAUAAGCGAGACUCUACUGUAAUCGUCAUUUGAAGAGCUGUCAUGUAAAAGAUGGAGCACGUUGUUUUCCUUAAUUCCAGAGAUUAGGAUACUAAAUAAUGAAUUCAAAAUGAUUCUACCUGAAUGUUACAACAAUACACUAGGUUGCCUUGGAGGCUGGUGGACCUUCUUCCUUUAGAGAUCUUUAUGUAGAGGUUGGAUAGCCAUCUCUCUGGAAUAAUUCUGAUGUAUUUUCCUGCAUGGCAGUGGGUUGCCCUUGUGGUCUUUUCUGAUUCUACAAUUCUGUUCAAGGGAGGUGUGAAAGAUUCUACUAGUAGCUGACAGAUUCCAUGUCAUUGAAUCUAUUCUGAACAUUAAAGGAACCUAUUUAGGGAUAAAUUAUAUGUUUCGAAUAGUACCUUUAAGGUCUGGACUAAAUCCAGGGUGGUGGUGUCACAUCAUGAGGUGAAAGCCACCAGCCACUAGCAAAAUACACUGAUGAUGGAGGGAAGAGAAAGGAGUCAGCAAGCCUGUGGUGUUGCUAUAUUUCUAUGGUAAACCCUUGAAUCAAUAACCUGGGAGUGUAGCUUUAGAAUUCUGCUGCUCUGUAUCCAAGGAGACACCUAUCUUUCCCCAUCAGACUAUUUAAUUUACAAAGCUGAGGAGGACAUGUUGGAUUUCAGAUGAUGGUGAAACUGUCACAGUCCCCCCAGCCAACUUAGCCAUUGGCUCUGAUGUAGAGAUGAUUAGUUGGGAUGGACCAGAACUUGAAAAAGUUCCUUUUUAGGUCUAUAAUUCCCCAGUCACUACAACUACUGACCAGGCUAGUUGUGGAUUCUAGAUAUUGGAGUACACGAAGUAGGUUUUCCAAGCUGUGAGAUGGAUGAGAGAACAGAUGGUAAGGCAGACUUUGAGAAAUGUUGUAACACAUCCAGGAACUGGUAUCAACAGACUUGCCUUGCCAAGCCAGGAUUUUAAAACAUGCCACGAGUCCUGAUAAAUCAGAGCAGGAAUCCUUCAGAUCCUCUGAAGAUGCCAGCCACAGAUGCAGGCAAAAUGUCAGGAGAAAAUGUUGCUAGAACACAGCCAUACAGUCCAGAAACCUCACAACAUUCUUCUCAAAGAGGUUCCUCUGAGGGAUGUAAUAGGAAGUUAUAAUUCCCAGAACAAACAUGGGGAUUCUGGGAGUUUUAAUCCAUGCCAAAAAAAUAUUUCCAUGUUCCUCAUUUCAUGAGUAACCAGAUGGUUAGGCAGGUGUCUCUGGGAAGUCAACAAUGCAAAGUAUUUUCCCUCUUACUGUUUGUUCCACUGCAUCUGAACAUGUAGGUUAUAUUUGACUGACAUAGGUAUUACUGUUGGUAGAGGUAUGGUAGAGGUAUCCUGCUCCAUGGAUUUUAAGUUUAAAAUAAAUCAUUAUUAUCUGGACUGGCUUCUGAAAAACUGCUGUAUCCAAAUAUGGAUUUUUUCUAUUAAUUUGUCCAUCAUCUCUGUAAAUUAACUGGUCCUAAACAAUAGGAUAUUCUCUGGUGAUACUUUCUCCCCCAGAUUCCUGUUUUUUUUUUUAAAACCUUACUCUUACAUUGUUAUGCCACAACUUGCCUCCAUCCAGAGAACAGUUCAUCCUCUCCAACUCUGAUUCACGCCUGAUGCUUUCUGUAAUCCAAAUGGCACAGUGGCCACACAAGAGGAAUGGACUUGCAUCAAAGGCAGAUUGCCAUUAUAUCCAAGCAUGCUACUUCUGUAAAUUAGUACAAACUAAUCAUUCUUUAAGACUGGAUACAAAGGAUGCAUCAUACAAGAGAGUUUUGUAUUUUGUUUUCUGUAUCACAAGACUGUGCUUUGUUUUUGUGGAGAAUUAAAUCACUUUACCCAGA